GUCAGUCCCGGCGCGGCCCAGCAGCGGCGGGAGGCCCCGGCACAGGCAGUCUAGUGUUGUGGAUGCUAGCAGACGACGCGCGCGCCGCCAGCAGACGACGCGUAUAGCAAGUGCCGGUCGGGAUAACGAGCACUGGAGGCCGUGUGUUCGGCGGACAGGAUGACGACGCCGUCCUCCUGCUUGUGAGCCUGCUCGCUGCGGCGGUGAACGACUCGGCCGCCACCUGAGACGGGAGCGCACCGCUGCAUGGCUGCGCGCACCUGAACCUGCCGUGGAUAAAACCUCCGUGGGAAAGCCCCGCGCACAUCCUGGGUAACAUGUGGGGCCAGUCGUGGAUCAACGUGUACGACCUGGUGGAGCCCUUCCCGAACGCCACCUCCUACGACGUGACAAAGGCCCUUCGGGAGCAGCGCUACAACGCCCUCAAGAUGUUCCGCAAGUCGGACGAGUUCUACACGUCCAUGGGGCUGCUGCCCAGCGAGAUGUCCUACGGGCCGCGGGCGGUCAUCGAGAAGCCCCGGGGCCGCGAGAUCAUCUGCCACGGCUCGGCGUGGGACUUCUGCGACAGGAAGGACUUCAGGAUAAAAAUGUGCACCAAGGUCGACCAGGACGACUUCCGCACGAUUCACCACGAGAUGGGCCACAUCCAGUACUACCUGCAGUACAAGGACCAGCCGUACAUGCUGCGCAGCGGGGCCAACCCCGGAUUCCACGAAGCCAUCGGCGACACGAUCGCCCUGUCGGUGGACAACCCGAAGCACCUCAAGACCAUCGGGCUCCUCAAGGACUUCGACGACUCGGAGGAGAGCAGCGUCAACGCGCUCAUGAAGAUGGCGCUGGAGAAGGUCGCCUUCCUGCCCUUCGGCCUGCUCGUGGACAUGUGGCGGUGGGACGUGUUCUCCGGGAACGUGUCGCACUCGGACUGGAACCGCCACUGGUGGCUUCUGCGCGAGGACAUCCAGGGCCUCAGGUCGCCCGUGCCGCGCUCCGAGGAGGACUUCGACCCGGGCGCCAAGUUCCACGUGCCGGGCAGCUACCAGUACAUCUCUUACUUCGUGGCGGACAUCCUCCAGUUCCAGCUCUACAGGGCGCUGUGCAUCGAGGCCGGAGAAUACAGACCAGACGACCCCUCGAGUCCGCCCCUGCACAAGUGCGACUUUUACAACUCGAAAGAGGCGGGCGCCAAGUUCAGCAAGGGCAUGGCGCUUGGCGCGUCCGUGCACUGGAGCGAGGCUCUGGAGCAGCUCACCGGGGAGACGGAGCUGAACGCCACCGCGCUCCUGGAGUACUUCGAGCCGCUGCACCGGUUCCUCCGCGACGCCAACGGCGACCUGGACGCCGAGGCCGCCGCCAUCGACGCCUCCCGGACGGCGGGGGCGUCGGUGUUGUCUUCCGUAGUUACCCUGCCCGUCGUACUCCUAAUGCUCGUGAUACUUAAUCGAUAAUGCCAUUAAAGUGAUACGUUUUUUUUUGUUACAAA
This is a messenger RNA of Frankliniella occidentalis (western flower thrips), 1480 nucleotides long. RefSeq names its product angiotensin-converting enzyme-like. The record is from RefSeq and is a predicted model, not a curated record. NCBI's taxonomy places the organism in Eukaryota, Metazoa, Arthropoda, Insecta, Thysanoptera, Thripidae. Gene Ontology annotation, cellular component: plasma membrane. Gene Ontology annotation, molecular function: metallopeptidase activity; peptidyl-dipeptidase activity. Gene Ontology annotation, biological process: proteolysis.